This is a messenger RNA of Ananas comosus (pineapple), 2087 nucleotides long. RefSeq names its product transcription factor TGA2.3-like. The transcript is spliced from 11 exons. Bases 231 to 1655 code for a protein of 474 amino acids. Gene Ontology annotation, molecular function: DNA-binding transcription factor activity; sequence-specific DNA binding. The record is from RefSeq and is a predicted model, not a curated record. NCBI's taxonomy places the organism in Eukaryota, Viridiplantae, Streptophyta, Magnoliopsida, Poales, Bromeliaceae. Gene Ontology annotation, biological process: DNA-templated transcription; regulation of DNA-templated transcription.
GGGAGAGGGAGAGAGAGUAGAUAGAGAGAGAGGAGAGUCAAAGUGGUCGGAGAAGGAUCGGGAAGAGAGAGAGUUGUGCUAUUUGAUCAGUUCGUAGCUUUUGAAUUGAGGAGGAGGAGGAGGAGGAGGAGGAGGAGGAAGGGAUUUGGGGUUGUUUGAGAAGGAUUCGGAGGUGUUUUUAGGGAUUUUGUUGGUGGUGGUGACGGAGAUGGUGGUCGUGGUGGUGGUGGAUGGGGAGUAGGAGGGGAGGGAUUGGUGCGGAAGAUGUUACCGGUGCCGCGGCGGCGGCGGCGGCGGCGGCGGGGGCGAUGCCGAGCUUCGUUUCGCCGUUUCUCGGGGAUCAUUCGACCACGGAAGGAAAUAACAUGCGCUCUUCUCGAAUCCCAGACUUUGGGGCGCCUGAUCAGUCCACCAGAUUUCGCAUAGAGGAUGUUGCUGCUCUAAGAACGAGUACUUUGUUUAAUCCAAAAUCAGUUGCCCAACCCAUUACUUCUGAUUCUCUUCAAUACGGUGGUUAUAAUAAGCUGCCUGCUUCAACGGAUAUUAAUUCUUCAUCAACUGGAGCUCCACUCCCAACAUUGCCCCAACAUAAGGGGCAACCAUCAAAUUUAGUAGUUUUAGCCAGUGGCAAUGUUGAGAAUUGGGGAGAAUCUACGAUGCCCGACACCAGCCCGAGGACAGACACAUCAACAGAUGGGGACACUGAUGACAAGAACCAAAGAUUUGAGCAAGGACAAGGUGCGACAAUUGCUGCUUCUGACUCUAGUGUCAAAUCAAAGGAUAAGCUAGAUCAAAAGACACUUCGUCGGCUUGCCCAAAAUCGUGAAGCUGCUAGGAAAAGCCGGUUGAGAAAGAAGGCCUAUGUCCAGCAACUAGAGAGUAGUAGGCUGAAGCUUACUCAAUUGGAGCAGGAGCUUCAGAGAGCUCGCCAGCAGGGCAUUUUCAUUUCAAGCUCAGGGGAUCAGUCCCAUUCAAUGAAUGCAAAUGGUGCUCUGGCAUUUGACAUGGAAUAUGCACGAUGGCUGGAAGAGCAGAACAGGCAAAUUAGUGAGUUGAGAGCUGCAGUGAAUGCACACGCUGGUGAUACUGAACUCCGUACUAUCGUCGACGGUGUUAUGGCACACUAUGAUGAGAUUUUUAGGCUUAAGGGCAUCGCAGCCAAAGCGGAUGUUUUCCACAUGCUGUCCGGGAUGUGGAAAACACCCGCAGAGAGGUGCUUUCUGUGGCUGGGGGGCUUCCGAUCAUCUGAACUUCUAAAGUUACUCACGGGUCAACUAGAACCUCUUAGCGAGCAGCAGGUCGCGGGGAUAUGCAACCUGCAACAGUCCUCCCAACAAGCGGAAGAUGCGCUUUCCCAAGGAAUGGAAGCACUGCAGCAGUCGCUGGCUGAAACACUAACAUCUGGCUCCCCGGGGCCUGCAGGGCCAUCAGGUAAUGUAGCAAAUUACAUGGGCCAGAUGGCGAUGGCCAUGGGAAAGCUUGGCACGCUCGAAAACUUCCUUCGCCAGGCUGACAAUCUGCGGCAGCAAACCCUGCAACAAAUGCUUCGUAUAUUAACCACCCGCCAAUCAGCACGAGCACUACUUGCCAUAAGCGACUACUUCUCGCGAUUGCGUGCACUAAGCUCUCUUUGGCUCGCUCGGCCAAGGGAAUAAAAGCGAACCAAAUUGAUCCAUGUGAGAUUACAAGCAACAAUUUAUUGGGUAGAGUGCGUAGUCAAAAUGUUGAUUAGAGAUAAUCAACUGAUCACUAAGAUAACUGUGUAUGUUCCAUAGUUUCUCUGGUUCAAUCUCUGUUUAUGUCUCCGAAUCCUGCAUCAUAUCUCAUGUGUAGUAUCUUUAGAUGUAGGGUAACAUGUGAAUGUUCAUUAUUUAUUAUGGUUAAGUUAGUGAUAUGCUCUCGCUAUGUAAUAGGUCGUUUCAGCAUUGGUUGUACUAUUCUUACUUUGCUUUGAACUGUGUUAAUUAUCCUGAGGAGAAUAAGUUACAAUAUAAGGGGGUAAAAUGAAACAUGGGCAGCUAUUGUUAUUAUAGUCUGUAGUAAAAGAUAAUGUGAUUUUUUUGGGCAGUGUGUUUUAUACUUUGUUA